Messenger RNA from Mustela erminea (ermine), 2988 nucleotides. RefSeq names its product lymphoid restricted membrane protein (gene IRAG2). The coding region runs from base 637 to 2235 and encodes 532 amino acids. The record is from RefSeq and is a predicted model, not a curated record. Gene Ontology annotation, cellular component: endoplasmic reticulum membrane. The transcript is spliced from 24 exons. NCBI's taxonomy places the organism in Eukaryota, Metazoa, Chordata, Mammalia, Carnivora, Mustelidae.
AAUCCAGUAUUAACCGUAUGUGUCCAGGUUGAGGAUCGAGAUCCGACAGCCCACUCAGCCGGUGACAAAGCGAAGUCUUUGCUGCAUGAAUUAGAGGAAGCAAUCUUGGAACAACGGAAUCUCCAGGCUAUAAAUACCGAAUUGGUGAACACUUGCCAGACACUUGAGCAGAAGACGAGAAAACUGAAAACAACAACUGAGUCACUGAGAAAGAAGUUAAUUAAAGGACACCUCCAUGGCUUGUUAUUUCAGAGCUGUUUAGAUGAGGAAUUUCCUCGUUGUGAUCCCUUGUCCUGCUCAGAUGGAAUUCAACAACCGUUUCAAGAAAAACUGAAGCAGUGUUGCCAUAAACGAUAUAGUGGUCAAGAAGCAAGACUACAUCAGACACUCCUGACCUUCAUAUAUACGAGCUGGUAUACACCUCCGCUAGAUGUCUUGCAUGUAGAGAGUCUCACAGCAAUUCCAAGACUGGAAUUGACACUUCUCUCAGGUGUAGCCAAAAGAAUCCAGGUUUCAUGUGAAAGGCCCAACUAUGGAGAAUUAGAAGAUGGAGCUUUGGAUGUGACUAGAAGACGCAAGUGCCCAGGCCCUAAAGUUGGCCCCUACCUAGGAUCAGAUCUUUCCGGUUGCAUCAGGAUGAAUGAUGACCUAAAGAUGGAACCCAUGGGAGAAUAUGUUUCAGUUUGUUCCAUGAGCACCUUGGCUACCGCACCCUCCAGUAGACGCUGUCAAAAGCAAAUGGGCUGGACCCUGGAUUUUCAUGAGAAUGGUGUUGACCACUUGUAUUCUGAGAGCCUGCCACAGUCCAGGGAAUGUUCCACACUGUCAUCUCCUGGACAUACUUUGUCCACAGAGAGUACUCUAACUUCAAGUGAUUCUGGGUCAGAAAUUUUGAAUAUGGCUUCUGGUGACCUUGACUGUAAAUCACUCUGUGAGAAAGAGGAAGAUACAAGAUCAGCUUCUGGUAUGAUAAAGAUCACAGGCAAAAGUGCAUCUCCUGAGAAUAUCGCACAGCAAGGCUCUGUGAGUGAGGACAAAACCAUGUUAAAUCUGGAAGCAAAAGAGGAACCAGUAACAAUAGAUGAGCAUAGAAAAGAAUGUGCUGCAAGAGACACUGCUGUUUCCUCUCUUCCUGUAACCACUGUGAAGUCCGUUAACUUUAGACAAAGUGACAACACUUCUGCUAAUGAGAAGGAGGUGGAGGCCGAAUUUCUCAGAUUAUCUUUGGGAUUUAAGUGUGACUGGUUCACCCUGGAGAAAAGAGUAAAGCUUGAAGAAAGAUCCCGAGACUUGGCAGAAGAAAAUUUGAAGAAAGAAAUCACUAACUGUUUAAAGCUCUUAGAGUCUUUAACACCACUUUGUGAAGAUGACAACCAUGCCCAGGAAAUAGUUAAGAAGCUGGAGAAGAGUAUAACACUUCUUAGUCAGUGCACUGCACGAGUGGCCAGUAGGGCGGAGAUGCUGGGAGCCAUUAAUCAGGAAAGCCGGGUUAGUAAAGCAGUGGAGGUGAUGAUUCAGCAUGUAGAAAACCUGAAGAGAAUGUAUGCCAAAGAGCAUGCUGAGUUAGAAGAACUGAAACAGGUUCUUUUGCAAAAUGAAAGGUCUUUUAACCCUCUCGAAGAUGAAGAUGACUGCCAAAUUAAAAAACGUUCAUCUUCUCUAAACGCCAAGCCAUCUUCGCUCCGAAGGGUGACCAUUGCCUCUUUGCCCAGAAAUAUUGGAAAUGCAGGAAUGGUGGCUGGGAUGGAAAAUGACCGAUUCAGUAGGCGAUCAAGCAGCUGGCGUAUUUUGGGGUCAAAGCAGAGUGAACAUCGUCCCUCAUUACAUCGAUUUAUUAGUACCUACUCCUGGGCAGAUGCUGAAGAAGAAAAAUGUGAACGCAAAACUAAAGAUGACUCAGAGCCACCUGGAGAAGAAAUAGCAGAAAGGACAAGAAAGCCAAGUCUUUCUGAAAAGAGAAAUAAUCCGUCAAAAUGGGAUGGCUCUUCACUUUAUGACACAGUAGCUGCCUGGGCAACAAACCUCAAGACUUCCUUCAGAAAGGCGAAUAAGGCACUCUGGCUUUCUGCUGCAUUCAUUGUGCUGUUUGCAGCUUUGAUGAGCUUCCUCACAGGACGAUUCUUCCAGAAGUCUGUGGAUGCUGCUCCCAUACCAGAUGGGGACUCCUGGAUGUCUCUAGAGCAAAUCUUGUGGCCAUUCACCGGACUCCAACACAAUGGACCACCACCAGUGUGACUUAGCACAUCUUAAUAUUCUUCCUGGACAAAACUCUACAGAAAACACAAGGACAGAAGGGUGACUGUGUCUGCUGCAGCCCAGAUUCACUCUUCAUUCUCUCCCCACUUCAGUUCCCACUUCAGAUGCCUGCUACCUCAGUUUCUGGGCCCCAAACUGACACUUGCUCUGGCAGAAAAAGUGGACUCAAAAACAGUAUUUUAAAUUUCAGUGGAAAUGAGAGCAUAUCUCCACAGAACCUCACGAGGGCAGGAGCUAGACUGCUCAGAUUCUCUGAUGACAAUCCUCAAGUAUAAAAUCGACUAGGAAGCAAUGCAAGCUAUAAAAAUGUUAUUUAUAUUUGCAUUUUGAUUUUAGCCAAGUUUUAGGUUUUCCUUGAUUUUGGCAAACAGCUCUCUGAUAGACUAAUUCCAAAGCCUGCUUUUGGGUGAGCCUCUCAAGGAAAUUAAAGAUGCCAUGCAUCAAAUAAGGUAUAAGAUACUACACUGUAGAGUAGUAAAAUGAGUAUUUCAAUAGGAGGACAUAAGAUCUCCUUAUGUAUAUCUAAAUCUGCCACUAACUUACAUUUGUAACCUUGAGGAAAUCCUUGAACCAUUUUGGGUCUCAAAUUCCUGCUCUAACAACAUAUUUGGUACUGAACUGUGUGCCAGACAUAAUAACACAUCUUGUAAACAAUCCUAAGAGAUGGCUAUAUCUUCAUUUUACACAAAAAAGGAAACUGAAGCUUAGGGAAAUUACUAUUUUAAGAGUCAA